CAUGAUCGCCUGUUUAUUUAGUGGCUUAUCUUGGUUGACCCCAAAAUCUUAAUCCUGAUUGAGGUCGCAUGUGUAACCUGUACCUAGUAAACAAACAGGUGGAGCGUGACCGACAACUUUGCAAAAUCCUAAAUCCACUUCGUCGAAAAGCUUGGAACUCGCCCGUAGAUCAUGGCGAAGAUGGAUCUCAACGAUCUAAGCGAUGAGAAGUUUGAAUUUGCGAUCGACAGAGGCGGGACUUUCACCGACGUUUGGGCAAGAUGUCCAGGUGGGAAAAUUGUGGAAAUGAAAUUGUUGUCGGAGGACCCGUCCAACUACAGCGAUGCUCCUCGAGAAGGCAUUAGGCGGAUACUGGAACAGGAAACAGGAAUAGAGAUGCCUAUAGACCAGCCUGUAGAGUCUUCUAUCAUAGAAUGGAUCAGAAUGGGGACCACUGUGGCCACAAAUGCUCUCCUAGAGCGUAAGGGGGAGCGUAUUGCACUGGUGGUGACAAAGGGCUUCAAAGAUAUCCUGCACAUUGGCAAUCAAGCUAGACCAAAGAUAUUUGAUUUGGAAAUUGUAACCCCAGAGGUCCUGUAUGAGACAGUUAUUGAGGUUGAGGAGAGAGUCGUGCUACACAACGAGAAAUGUGAACUCGGAAAGAAAUGUGAAAAAGUCCAAGGAACCACAGGAGAACAGUUUGAAAUCUGGCAGCCUAUCAAUAUAGAGAGAUUGAAAGAAGACUUGAAAGUAGUUUAUGACAUGGGGAUUAGGAGCCUUGCUGUAGUUUUGAUGCAUGCUUAUUCGCUUGGCGACCAUGAGCGUGAGGUGGGACAACUGGCCAAGGAGAUGGGUUUUACCCAGGUGUCUCUGUCCUCAGAUGUCAUGCCUAUGGUCAGGAUGGUACCCAGGGGCUAUACAGGGAGUGAGAGUUCUGUUCAUGCAGUCAGAUGGAGGCUUGACACCUGUUGGGAAAUUCAAUGGAUCCCGAGCAAUCCUGUCUGGCCCAGCUGGUGGAGUGGUGGGCUAUGCACUGACUACAUACCAGAGGGAGACGGAAUCCCCAGUCAUAGGCUUUGAUAUGGGGGGUACAUCCACUGAUGUCAGUAGGUAUGCGGGACAUUAUGAGCAUGUGUUUGAGACAACGACAGCAGGAAUAACCAUACAAGCUCCACAGCUUGACAUCAACACAGUGGCAGCAGGAGGUGGAUCCAUGUUAUUCUUCCGCUCAGGGAUGUUUGUUGUUGGUCCAGAGUCUGCAGGUGCCCACCCUGGGCCUGUGUGCUAUAAAAAAGGUGGCCCCCUGACAAUCACUGAUGCCAACCUUUGUCUUGGAAGACUUCUGCCUGAUUUCUUCCCUAAAAUAUUUGGUCACUCAGAAAACGACCCCUUGGACACAAAGGCCACAGUUAAAGCAUUCACAAAGCUGACCAAAGAGGUUAACAAAUACUUACUCAGCAAUCCAGACAACGCACACAAUAAAGCCAUGAGCAUCGAGGAGGUUGCCAUGGGAUUUCUCCGAGUUGCCAAUGAAGCCAUGUGUCGGCCGAUCAGGGCUCUGACUGAAGCCCGAGGUUACGACACAUCUCGUCAUGUCCUGGCAUGUUUUGGUGGUGCGGGUGGCCAGCAUGCAUGUUCCAUAGCACGAUCACUGGGAAUGAAGACUGUAUUUGUACAUAGAUAUGCCGGUAUAUUGUCAGCCUAUGGCAUGGCUUUGGCAGAUGUGGUACAUGAAGCACAAGAGCCUUGUGCUGCCACCUAUGGUAAAGAUUCUUUCCCAAGGAUUGAUGAGCGCAUUGAUGAGUUGAAGAAGGACUGCUAUCAACAGUUGCAUGAACAGGGAUUUAAAAAGGACCAGAUUCACCUGGAGCCCUACCUCCAUCUGAGGUACAGAGGUACAGACUGUGCCCUUAUGUGCCCAGGGAGAGGCAACCCAGCUACAGAGGACUCCUCCAAACAUGGGGACUUCAGGGCCUCCUUCCUGGACAGAUACCAGAGGGAGUUUGGAUUUACCAUCCCAGAGAGAGAUAUUAUAGUAGAUGACAUCAGAGUGAGAGGGGUAGGGUCUACUGGAGUCUUAGAUCAGCCAGACAUCCCACAUGCUACUGGGGAACCAGUCAGUAAAACUAAAACCAAAUGCUACUUUGAAGAUGGCUACCUGGAAACAAGUGUCUAUCUACUGGAAGAAUUACAGGCAGGGCACAAGAUUCAUGGGCCUGCUAUCAUUAUGAAUGGGAACAGCACUAUUCUCAUUGAGCCAGCCUGUGAAGCUGUCAUAACUAGACAUGGGGAUGUGAAGAUACAUAUUGGAGAUGUUAAGACUGAUAAAGUAGGCCCAGAGCUGAAUGCUAUCCAGCUAUCCAUUUUCUCUCAUAGGUUUAUGAGUAUUGCUGAACAGAUGGGAAGAGUCUUGCAAAGGACAGCUAUUUCUACAAACAUAAAGGAGCGGUUAGACUUCUCUUGUGCAAUGUUUGGUCCAGACGGAGGUCUUGUGGCUAAUGCUCCUCAUAUUCCUGUCCAUCUGGGAGCCAUGCAAGAGACGGUGCAAUACCAGAUUAAGACCCUGGGUUCCGAUAUCCACGAAGGUGAUGUCAUCCUUAGCAACCAUCCCUGUGCUGGUGGAAGCCAUUUGCCUGACUUAACUGUUAUCACUCCAGUGUUCUUUAAAGGCAUUGAGAAGCCAGUGUUCUUUGUGGCAGCAAGGGGUCACCAUGCCGACAUUGGGGGUGACACCCCGGGGUCGAUGCCCCCACACUCCACACACAUUAUGCAGGAGGGGGCAGUUUUUAAAUCAUUCAAACUGGUCGAGGCAGGGAAGUUUCAAGAAGAAGCACUGACAGAGGCCCUGAUGGAACCUAGAAAAUACCCAGGAUGCAGCGGGACAAGGAAUCUCAACGAUAACAUCAGUGAUCUGAGAGCUCAAGUGGCAGCUUGUAGAAAGGGUAUUGAUUUGAUCUGUGGUUUAAUUGAGGAAUAUGGGUUGGAUGUGGUGCAAGCUUACAUGACACACAUUCAGACCAAUGCAGAGGUGGCUGUCAGAGACAUGCUGAAGGAGAUCGCGGCAGCCACCAAGGAGAGGACAGGCACCACCAGGCUACAGGCGGAGGAUUUCAUGGACACAGGCAGCAAUAUCCGUCUUUCUGUAGAGAUCUCUGAGAAAGAGGGCAGUGCAGUAUUUGACUUCACCGGGACAGGUCAUGAGAUAUUUGGUAACACAAACGCACCCCGCGCCAUAACUCUCUCUGCCAUCAUAUACUGUUUAAGGUGUAUGGUGGGCCAUGAUGUGCCACUGAACCAGGGCUGCUUGAAUCCCAUCCAGAUUGUGAUCCCCAAAGGGUGUCUUCUUGAUCCGUCCAAUGAUGCGGCUGUCGUCGGGGGCAACGUGGAAACAUCACAAAGAGUGGUUGAUGUCAUACUUAAGGCUUUCGCUGUUUGUGCUGCCUCUCAGGGUAGCAUGAACAAUCUGACAUUUGGAGACGGAGACUCAGGAUACUAUGAGACAGUGGCUGGAGGGGCUGGAGCUGGUCCAGGGUGGCAUGGCAGAGGAGGGGUCCACACCCACAUGACCAAUACACGAAUCACAGAUCCUGAAAUAUUGGAAAAAAGGUAUCCUGUAGUGUUGAACUGCUUCAGUCUUAACCAUGGCAGCGGUGGUCGUGGCAAGUACAGUGGCGGAGAUGGUGUGAUGAGAGAGCUUUUGUUUAGGAAGAGGUUAACUCUCAGCAUCCUCACUGAGAGGAGGGUGUUCAGACCCUAUGGAUUGUUUGGUGGUGAAGCAGGACAACGAGGAUUAAAUCUGUUGAUUCAUGCAGACGACAGAGUGGUAAAUCUGGGGUCCAAGUGUUCAGUAACAGUAUCAGCAGGGGAUCGAUUCCGUCUGUUAACACCAGGUGGCGGUGGAUAUGGUGACCCUGACGAAGAUCACCUUAGCGACCAAGAACAUGACCAUGAUCACAAAAUGUUCUUCAAGAAAAGGAGGGCAGAUAAAGGCCAUCACAAGUACGCAGAGAAAGGUAGCGUGCAUGCAUACAAGAUGAAACAGGAAUCUGCAUGAACGAUCAGAGAUCACUGCAGGUCACAAUUUUAUUGAUGAUAAAGGACAAUAUAAAAAAAAAACUUUUUAAAAAUAUGACACCUUAAUACCUUAUCCUAUUACAA
Molecule: messenger RNA, 4137 nt
Organism: Lingula anatina
Lineage: Eukaryota; Metazoa; Brachiopoda; Lingulata; Lingulida; Lingulidae
Product: 5-oxoprolinase
Biological process (GO): glutathione metabolic process
Cellular component (GO): cytosol
Molecular function (GO): 5-oxoprolinase (ATP-hydrolyzing) activity
Source: RefSeq, a predicted model, not a curated record